AUGCAAGCUCCGGUGGUGGUGAUGAACACCAAUGCCGGCGACAGACAGGUUGGUCGCCGGGCGCAAUUGUCCAAUAUUACCGCAGCUAAGACCGUCGCCGAUAUUAUCCGGUCAUGUCUCGGUCCCAAGGCCAUGUUGAAGAUGCUGCUCGACCCAAUGGGCGGCAUCGUGCUGACCAACGAUGGCCACGCCAUUCUGCGAGAAAUCGAGGUGUCACACCCCGCGGCAAAGAGCAUGAUUGAGCUCAGCCGUACCCAGGAUGAGGAGGUCGGUGAUGGAACUACAACGGUUAUUAUCUUGGCCGGUGAAAUGCUUGCUCAGGCCCUUCCCCAACUGGAACGUAACAUCCACCCCGUCGUCAUCAUCUCUGCCUUCAAGCGUGCGCUCGCCGAUGCUCUCCGAAUCGUGGAGGAGGUCUCCCUGCCCGUCGAUAUCCAUGAUGACAAGGCCAUGUACUCUCUGAUUCAGUCUUCUAUCGGAACCAAGUUCGUCUCUCGGUGGUCUGAACUCAUGUGCAACCUGGCCCUGAGUGCGGUGCGGACAGUGUCCUUCGACGUUGGUGGUGGCAAGCAGGAGGUGGAUAUCAAGCGGUACGCCCGUAUCGAGAAAGUCCCUGGUGGUCAGAUUGAGGAUUCCGAGGUUAUCGAUGGCGUCAUGGUCAACAAGGAUAUUACCCACCCUAAGAUGCGGAGGAGAAUUGAGAACCCUCGUAUUUUGCUUCUUGACUGCCCACUGGAGUACAAGAAGGGCGAGUCACAGACCAAUAUUGAGGUGUCGAAGGAGGAUGACUGGAACCGUAUUCUGCAGAUUGAGGAGGAGCAGGUGAAGCAGAUGUGUGAGGCUAUUUUGGCAUUCAAGCCUGAUGUUGUCAUCACUGAGAAGGGCGUUUCUGAUCUCGCACAGCACUUUUUGAUGAAGGCUAACAUCACCGCCCUCCGUCGGGUCCGGAAGACCGACAACAACCGCAUUGCCCGCGCUACCGGCGCUACUAUCGUUAACCGUGUCGAUGAUAUCCAGGAGUCUGACAUCGGUACCCGUUGUGGUCUGUUCGAGAUUGAGAAGAUCGGUGACGAAUAUUUCACAUUUAUGCGCAAGUGCCAGUCCCCUAAGGCUUGCACUAUCCUGCUGCGUGGCCCGUCCAAGGAUAUUCUGAACGAGAUCGAGCGAAACUUGCAGGAUGCCAUGGCUGUCGCCCGUAACGUGAUCUUCCACCCUCGCCUGUCCCCUGGUGGUGGUGCUGUUGAAAUGGCUGUCUCAGUCAAGCUGAGCCAGCUGGCUCGUUCUAUCGAGGGCGUGCAGCAAUGGCCAUACAAGGCCGUCGCUGACGCGAUGGAAGUUAUUCCGCGGACACUGGCUCAGAAUGCCGGUGCUAGCCCCAUUCGCGUUCUGACCCGCUUGCGUGCUAAGCACGUUGAGGGCCAUACCACCUGGGGUCUGGAUGGCGAUUCUGGCAACCUGGUCGAUAUGAAGGAGUACGGUGUCUGGGAGCCCGAAGCGGUCAAGCUCCAGAGCAUCAAGACCGCUGUCGAGUCCGCAUGCCUGCUCCUUCGUGUCGAUGACAUUUGCAGCGGCAAGUCGGCGCAACAGGCAGGAAACGGUGGUGGCGAGGAGUAA
Molecule: messenger RNA, 1614 nt
Organism: Penicillium macrosclerotiorum
Lineage: Eukaryota; Fungi; Ascomycota; Eurotiomycetes; Eurotiales; Aspergillaceae
Product: chaperonin-containing T-complex subunit CCT3
Exons: 6
Coding region: 1-1614 (537 amino acids)
Biological process (GO): protein folding
Cellular component (GO): chaperonin-containing T-complex
Molecular function (GO): ATP binding; ATP hydrolysis activity; ATP-dependent protein folding chaperone
Source: RefSeq, a predicted model, not a curated record